Messenger RNA from Suillus subaureus, 1497 nucleotides. RefSeq lists its product as uncharacterized. The transcript is spliced from 2 exons. Bases 96 to 1163 code for a protein of 355 amino acids. Lineage: Eukaryota; Fungi; Basidiomycota; Agaricomycetes; Boletales; Suillaceae. The record is from RefSeq and is a predicted model, not a curated record.
CUCGCAAACAUUUCCCUCCUGCAGUUUACCCUCUCUACAUACGCGUACCAGCAUAUUCUUACGACCUUCACCUAUCUCAAUCAGCGUUUAUCAUCAUGACUCUCUCUACCGCCAUGGCCAUUGCUUCCCGCGUCGCCGUCACUGGCUUGCUUACGGUCUCUUGCUUCAAACGGGCUGUCGUCGACAAUACCGCUCAGGUCCUUGCCAAAGUAGAGAAGGCUUCCGUUGGCCUCGUUGUAUACUCUGUCUGCUUGUCGACAAUCACCCUGGUUCUCGCCGCCGACAAAGCUGCACAGAGGAUCCUCAGCAACGAGCCCAAGCAUAUGCCCGCCCCUCUCAAGGACGACGACGCCGACUCUAAUCCUCCAUCCGCUAAUGAUCCCACCACCUCCGAGUCCGUUACGCAUCAGCCUGUCGAAUCAUCUCACUUGCAGCCAUUUUCGUCUCCAUCCCCAUCACGUUUAAUCAAAUCGACGGAAAUAAUAUUCGCCCCAAUUUCUACUUGCACGCCUGAUAACAACAUCAUCUCCGCUACGCCUAAGCCUGUCGAAUUGUAUCACUUGCAGCCAUCUCCGACUUCAUCUCCAUCGCGUUUAAUCAAAUCGACGGAAAUAAUAUCCGCCCCAAUUUCUACUUGCACGCCUAAUCACAACACCAUCUCCGCUGCGCCUAAGCCUGUCGAAUCGUAUCACUUGCAGCCAUCUCCGACUUCAUCUCCAUCGCGUUUAAUCGAAUCGACGGAAACAGCGUCUGCCCCAAUCACGUGUUCUAACACUUGUUCGUCUUGCAUCACUCUCACUUCGCCGGACCUCUACUGUAAACGCCUGUUUAUCGAUUCCAGCACCACUCUUGUACCCCAUGAUGACGACCCAGCUACCGGCGUCUUCUCUGACGAUGCCUCGGACGCUAACGACUGUGAGUCGUUUAGUGACGAAAGCACUAUCCACGAGGACGAUUGUUCUGAACCAAAGCCUCAGAAGGAACAUCAUGCACUAGAACCUACGCUUGACAUUCUAAUUGCAAAAAUGACAGGUCUCACUCUCGAUGACCCGCCUUGUCCUUCUAGGCUUCGACCACUCAUUCUAGUCAACAGCCGUCAUCAUUCAUCUACUACCAUUCGUUAUCCUCGCUCCCUGAACCCGCCUACUCCAUGGAUGCAUUGACCAGACGUAUGAAGGCGCUCUAUCUUUCCGGCGGUCCAUCUACCGAUCCUGGCGCUGCUCUCCCUGAAUUCGACUGCCCUAUCGACGCGCUGACUCGAAAUAUGGAGGCGCGCUCUCUCGGCGAUCUCCCGUCUUCCGCCUCGAAGCUGAAGCCCCUGAUCCUGGUUACGAAGCGCGACACCAGACACUUCAAGCCGCCUCUUCUCUCAACCACGCUGCUUCGACAGCCUAGAUCCAAAACAGCAAUGCGGAGUCAAAUACAUUGGCCUUUUUCACUGAAACCUACGAUAUGGGCUCGCCCACAGCCCAAGUGAUUCAAGGCCGCCUCCGCGCU